Synchiropus splendidus (mandarinfish) is the source of this 2815-nucleotide messenger RNA. It is a transcript of the gene grhl1, whose product is annotated as grainyhead-like transcription factor 1. Gene Ontology annotation, cellular component: nucleus. The coding region runs from base 129 to 1976 and encodes 615 amino acids. The transcript has 16 exons. Gene Ontology annotation, biological process: regulation of transcription by RNA polymerase II. Gene Ontology annotation, molecular function: RNA polymerase II cis-regulatory region sequence-specific DNA binding; DNA-binding transcription activator activity, RNA polymerase II-specific. The record is from RefSeq and is a predicted model, not a curated record. NCBI's taxonomy places the organism in Eukaryota, Metazoa, Chordata, Actinopteri, Syngnathiformes, Callionymidae.
GUUCGCUCAGUAGGGGACGCGUUGUUUGUUGCCGCGGCCCUCAUCCAGUGUUGGCGGCGCGGACUUUUCAACAGCAAAGAAGACGGAUCGGAUUUUCAGUACCAACUAGAAAGUCCAGUUCGACCGAGAUGUCACAGGAGCAUGACAACAAGCGUGCGGUCCUGGUUCUGCAGAACGACCCGGGCUACGCAACCCAGCGCCGCUCCUUCACUACGGAAGAUGAGGCGUGGAAGUCCUUCCUGGAGAACCCGCUGACUGCUGCCACCAAAGCUAUGAUGAGCAUCAACGGGGACGAGGACAGCGCCGCCGCCCUGGGCCUUCUCUACGACUACUACAAGGUGCCCAGGGAGAAGAGAACAAUACCACAGAACAAGCCAGACGUUCUGGUCUCUGAUGUGGAUCAGAACAAAAGGCAUCAGCUCCAGGCAGCUCACUCCAUCGCGCCACUCCAAGAAGGAGGCAUGGAGAGUCGGAUCCAGGUGCUGAAGGGGCCGUUCAACAUCCUGCAGCUGGCCCAGGACAAGAGAACCCAGUUCGCGCCUCCAGACACCACCGUCACCGUCUCCAUCGCCGCUCUGCCGACGUACUCGCCGGUCAAGACCGAGGUUCCCGCUCACGGCUUCACCGUGACCGUGCCCAACAACUGCGCCGAAAGCGACGGCCACGUCGGCGUGUUCGACCGGCAGCUGCCGCACAGCUCGGUCCAGUUCAGCCCCAGCACCCAGUCCCGCACCCCACCAGACUCCACCUUUUCAGAGAGUUUCAAGGACGGUUCCCAGGAGGUCUUCUCCUUCCCCGGGGAUCUCCAGUUACGUAUGGCCUCCAUGACGCCUGAUGACUACACCGGGUUUGACACGGUGCCGGGGAACAAUUUUGAGUACUCACUCGAGGCUUCCAAGUCUCUGCGCCAGAAGACGGGCGACGGGACGAUGACCUAUCUCAACAAGGGGCAGUUUUAUCCCAUCACCCUCAGAGAGAUCGACAACAAAGGAAUUCAGCAGCCCAUCACCAAAGUUCGGAGUGUGGUGAUGGUGGUUUUUGGUGAAGAGAAGUGCAGAGACGAUCAGCUCAAACACUGGAAGUACUGGCACUCCAGGCAGCACACGGCCAAACAGAGAUGCCUUGAUAUCGCUGACUACAAGGAGAGCUUCAACACCAUCGGCAACAUCGAGGAGAUUUCCUACAAUGCUAUUUCCUUCACCUGGGACACCAACGAGGAAGCUAAAAUCUUUAUUUCUGUCAACUGCCUGAGCACAGACUUCUCCUCCCAGAAGGGCGUGAAAGGCCUCCCUCUCAACCUGCAGAUUGACACUUACAGCUACAACAACCGCAGCAACAAACCCAUCCACCGGGCCUAUUGCCAGAUCAAAGUUUUCUGUGACAAGGGGGCGGAGAGGAAGAUCCGGGAUGAGGAGAGAAAGCAGUCCCGCCGGAAAGGGAAGGUUACAGAUAUCAACCCCGGGCUUCCCUACGUGGACGUCAAAGUCCCUAUUCUACAGAAACGCAACGACGUGACCAUCUUCAAGAUGAUGACGGACAUGGAGACGCAGCCUGUGCUCUUCAUCCCAGACGUUCACUUCUCCGCGUUCCAGCGACAUCCGUUUGCAGAAGAAGGCGAAGACAGCUCCGGCCUCAAGAGAUUACCCUUCAGCGACGACGAGUUUGGGUCGCCGCCAAACAAGAUGGCCAGGAUGGACGAGCCUAAGAAAGUGCUGCUGUACGUGCGCAAGGAGACAGAGGAAGUGUUUGACGCCGUCAUGCUGAAGAAUCCCACGCUCAAGGGCCUGGUGGAGGCGAUUUCAGAGAAAUAUGAGCUGCCUUUGGAGAAAGUUGGCAAAGUCUAUAAGAAGUGUAAGAAAGGAAUUCUGGUCCACAUGGACGACAACAUCAUCAGGCACUACUCCAAUGAGGACACUUUCCAAAUCUCCAUGGAAGAGCUGGCAGGCAUGUACAAACUCACCCUCACUGAAAUCUGAUUGGACGAGACGGGACGGGAUGAUGGAAUAAAGAUGGACGGCUCGGUGGUUUACACGUCACAAGUCAUGAUUCGGUCGGAUCGUGUUGUAAAUAACAGUCAAUUGGUAUUUAAACAAACAAAAAAAAAGCCAUGGCUCUUCAGUACCAUCAGUUUUGGUAGUCGAGUUCCCUCAGUACCUCUGUACCUCAUGCUUUGUUAGCAGCAGUCGUGACUUAAGCCAUAGCACUGAUGAUUGCAGUCUGACCAGGGGUGAAAGAAGUUCAGUGUAUUAAAUGAUAACGUGGCAGUAUUUAGUGUUCAUCAUGAGGUUUCCACAACAUUGUGUAAAUGUUUCUUGUAUUAUUAAGACACACGUUUUGUGAUUGCGACGGCAAAAAUGUCCUGUGAGCCGUGGCCUCUUUGUAAGUAUUAUGGAUUUUAUUGAGACAAAAAUACACCUGCUAGAGUAGUUUCCAAGUGUAAAAAUUCACUGUUUUGAAAGCACAAUGUGAAAGGAAAAGCCAUGUGUUGCCAUAAUUCAGUUUUGAGUAAAAUAAUUGAUAAAAAAAACGAGUUUAAAGUGAUUAUUAAUGUAAAUAUCAAAUGGAAAUUAUGAGAAAAGGCUAUAAAUGAGUCCUUUUUUGUAUCUCAGUACUUAUUGUGUAUAUAUUUAUUAAGAAUGGAUGUGGGUAUUGUUUUUUUACUCCGUAUAUAUCCAGAUUUCUAAUAAUAUAAUGUCUUUUUUGUUUGUUUUUUUUUUUUGUAAGAAUUGAUUGUUACAUUCCGCAGCAAAUGAGUUUGGAAUUGCUGUUACAUUCUUCUGUUUUGUAAUGAUCUGAAUGCACAAAGUGCAUAAUA